AUGGCAAGGUGAAAGGUUUUUUUUUUCUUUAUAUCACCCUCCUCUUUGUCUUACCAGUUGGAGAGCGGAAGGACCGAAACAAAUCUUCGUUGGUUUCACCUACCCUAACCUAAGAAGAGGACCCUUGACCUCUAACCCAAAAUGGCAGCCCCCGGAGCAGUCUCUCUUGCUGUUGACCUGAAGUGAGCUAAGACAGUGAACUACGCAUCAUGUCGAAGAUAAGCCGGACCACUCGGGCAGUCAAGAAGAUCGAGCCCGGUGGCGUGAUCCGAGCCAUCGUGCGGGCGGGCCAGGCCAUGCCCGGGCCCCCACUAGGCCCCAUCCUGGGUCAGCGAGGCGUUUCCAUCAACCAGUUCUGCAAGGAGUUCAACGAGAAGACAAAGGACAUCAAAGAAGGCAUCCCUUUGCCUACCAAGAUCUUUGUGAAGCCCGACAGGACAUUUGACAUCAAGAUCGGACAACCCACUGUUUCCUACUUCCUGAAGGCAGCGGCCGGGAUUGAGAAAGGGGCCCGGGAGACAGGAAAGGAGGUGGCAGGCCUGGUGACCUUGAAGCACGUGUAUGAGAUUGCUCGUGUUAAAGCUCAGGACGAAGCUUUUGCCCUGCAGGACGUGCCCCUGUCCUCUGUCGUCCGCUCCAUCAUCGGCUCCGCCCGCUCGCUGGGCAUUCGUGUGGUGAAGGACCUCAGCUCAGAAGAGCUGGCAGCUUUCCAGAAGGAGCGGGCGUUGUUCUUGGCUGCUCAGAAAGAGGCCGAUUUGGCAGCGCAGGCAGAAGCUGCCAAGAAGUGACCCCUGCCCCGCGCACACCGGGCUUUUGAAGGGAGCAGCUGGGGAGCGGGCCACUGGGAAGGCUGGUUAUUAUUGCCAUGGAUUUAAAUUAUGUAUUUUUAUAUGUAUGGGUGUUAUUGAGGGAUCAUGCCUAAAUAAACGUCUUUUGUCACCCA
Phyllostomus hastatus (greater spear-nosed bat) is the source of this 943-nucleotide messenger RNA. RefSeq names its product mitochondrial ribosomal protein L11 (gene MRPL11). Lineage: Eukaryota; Metazoa; Chordata; Mammalia; Chiroptera; Phyllostomidae. Gene Ontology annotation, cellular component: ribosome; mitochondrial large ribosomal subunit. Gene Ontology annotation, biological process: translation. The record is from RefSeq and is a predicted model, not a curated record. The transcript has 5 exons. Bases 210 to 788 code for a protein of 192 amino acids. Gene Ontology annotation, molecular function: structural constituent of ribosome; large ribosomal subunit rRNA binding.